This is a messenger RNA of Cinclus cinclus, 2497 nucleotides long. RefSeq names its product microtubule associated serine/threonine kinase like (gene MASTL). Lineage: Eukaryota; Metazoa; Chordata; Aves; Passeriformes; Cinclidae. Gene Ontology annotation, cellular component: nucleus. The transcript has 10 exons. Gene Ontology annotation, biological process: peptidyl-serine phosphorylation; intracellular signal transduction. The coding region runs from base 16 to 2262 and encodes 748 amino acids. The record is from RefSeq and is a predicted model, not a curated record. Gene Ontology annotation, molecular function: ATP binding; protein serine/threonine kinase activity.
UUGAAGCCAGACAAUAUGCUCAUUUCUAAUCAGGGACAUAUAAAGUUGACAGACUUUGGGCUUUCCAGAGUUACUCUGAAUAGAGAAAUAAAUAUGAUAGAUAUCCUUACUACCCCAUCAAUGGCAAAGCCAAAACAGGACUACUCACGUACUCCAGGACAAUUGUUGUCUCUUAUCAGUUCUCUGGGCUUUUAUACUCCUAUAGGAAUGAAAGUGCCAGGGCACAAAUCAAGUCAAUCAUCUGACAGUCUGCAUGGAGUGGUUUCUCCUGUACCUAUGGCCCAAAAGGAAAAUACGCCUUGUUCAACUAAACUAUUCAAAACAUAUCUGGAUAAUUCUCAAUUAACACCUGUGAUGCCAGCGAGGAGUUUAACUCCUACUCUACUUCAGUCAAGAAAUAGGUUUGGUUCCUCCAGUGUCAGUAGCCAGUCUCAGACACGCAUGUCCAGUGUGGAAUCAGAAAACUGGAGCAGCCCCAGGUGGGGGAAAGAUGUAGAGCAAAGUGAAGAUGAACUCCGUUCUACAACAUGCAAAACCAGUAACAGUGGGUCAGCUGUCCUUUCAAAUGUUUUGUUGCCAAAUAGCAAAGGUAUUGAAGUUUUAAAGAAAAAAGAACUUGAGUCUGCCAUUUCUCCUAUUGCCAGCAAUGAUUCUGGCAGUAGGCAGAAGUUGGGAAGUGAAUGUUUGGAUGUAACAGAUACUCCUGUGAGCACUCUGGAUGUGAAAGGUGUAGUAAGAAAGUAUAUUUCUGAAAAUAAGAUUUGGAAAGAAAAAGUCCUUGUAAAUAAAAGAGACAUUAGUUAUGAAACAGCAGAGACUUCCAGACUACAACAGUCACUUUCAAGGCAGAAUGAACCUGUCAAAGAGGAAGAAAUGUUUGAAAAGCCAGGUGUAAAAAGAAGCUUUGAAUCAGUUGACACUAGUCCUUGUCAGGAACUUAACUAUGUUAAAAAAAGCAAUGCGGAAUAUAAACGUGGCUGUCCCAUCUCAGAAUUUCCAGCAAACAAAGGGACAGGUUUGACAACAGAAAUUCAAUCCUUAAUGCUUUGUCAUGAUGGAUGCCUGUGUGACACUUGCAAAAGCAAGGAAGAAAUUAAGAGUUUUAUUAGUAACCAGGAAACAGUAGAAAGAUCACUUACUCCAACUGUAGCUAAAAAUCUUAUGUGUGAUCUGGAUGCAGACUGUGGAAAGGAUGAUGAAAAGGAGUAUAUGAACUCAAGUUUUUUAGGCACUGAUAAUGAAAAACAUUUAGAUGUCUUCAGUGCAGAUUCAGACUUACUUCCUGAAGUGUCUGUUACAGAAAGCCGUCUAGAAAAACAGCUUUCAGAUUUGGACAGGAGUGUUAAAGACCUCUCCUUUGAGAAACCAAAACCUGAAGGUGUGCUAAUAACAUCACCGGAGUCCCGAGAUGCCUCACAGGUUGGAGAGGAGGCACACACAGCCCAGGAGUGCAAGCCAUUACAUCAGGAAAAGGAUAAUGACCAGAAACACAUGGAAGAAACUUACCUUGAUGCAGUAUCUUCUCCUUCAGAAAAGAUGAUGGAAGCACUGAGUCUCUUUAAAAAAAAUGCUGUUGUUUUUCGGAGUUAUAAUAGUCCAAUCAACGUAUCCAAUAUAUCUGAGCCAUGCAGCAUGGCUUCCUUAGAUAUAAUGGAUCUUUCACCUUCUUGCAGUGGCUCUUACCCAACAGCUAUCACUCCAUUACAGAAAGGAAGACCAUAUCACAUCUAUCAGACCCCUCUUCGAGGGGAUGCUGGCACUCCGUAUAGGACUCCAAAGAGUGUUCGAAGAGGGGCUGCCCCUGUAGAAGGUGACCGCAUCCUGGGGACCCCAGACUACCUGGCACCUGAGCUGCUUUUGACACAGCCUCAUGGGACUAUGAUCUCUGGUUCUGCUGUAGACUGGUGGGCCCUUGGAGUUUGUCUAUUUGAGUUUCUAACUGGAAUUCCACCUUUUAACGAUGAAACACCAACACAGGUCUUCCAAAAUAUUUUGAAAAGAGAUAUUCCCUGGCCUGAGGCUGAAGAAAAACUGUCUGAUAAUGCCCAGAAUGCAAUAGAUAUUCUUCUAACAAUUGACACUACUAAGAGAGCUGGACUGAAAGAACUGAAGCAUCACCCCCUCUUUCAUGGGGUGGACUGGGAUAAUCUCCAGAAUCAAACUAUGCCAUUUAUACCUCAGCCAGAUGAUGAGACUGACACCUCUUAUUUUGAAGCUAGAAACAAUGCUCAGCACCUGACUGUGUCUGGAUUUAGCUUGUAGCAUCAAGAUAAGUGAACAUUCUCCAUGGUUUUGCACACUUACAGGUUGUCUUGUGAACCCUAGUUUGGUCUUGACUAAGUUUCCUUGCUGAAUUUAGUGUGUUUCAAGUUACCAGUCUAUUUUUAUUAUUCUGUAUUCGAAAGUGAAACUGCUGUAUGAAACUGGUAUCAUGCCUUCAUGCUACUUUUUAUUUCACUGCACCUUACUAAGAGGCCAGAGCAUUGCAUUUAUUGGA